Messenger RNA from Leptopilina heterotoma, 5134 nucleotides. Its product is annotated as titin homolog. Bases 386 to 4693 code for a protein of 1435 amino acids. NCBI's taxonomy places the organism in Eukaryota, Metazoa, Arthropoda, Insecta, Hymenoptera, Figitidae. Gene Ontology annotation, molecular function: protein binding. The transcript has 8 exons. The record is from RefSeq and is a predicted model, not a curated record.
ACCAGUGCUGCCGCAAAGAACCUCGCUCUAUAUCGAGAGCCCUCCCGAGAGUCUCGGCUCGUAGCGGGCCAACGACGGUCUUCUUCCCAAUAGUUUUUCCAAUUUCUUUUUUUAUUUUUUUUUCUCUCUCACUCAACGUUUGCGUCGUCUUCAAUUUUAAUAAUUUUUUUUUUUAUUUUUUAUUUCUAUCAUGUUUUUUCUUUUUGAGAUUAUUCUUCAUCUAGAACGUAAAUGAAGAUUAGUGAAUUCAUUCUUCUUCUUUUUUUUUGACAUCAAAAUUUUAAUUAUUUAAUAGACCGGACAUUCGGGUCACGUGUCAUUGUCCUCCUCCUCCUACUACUCCUUCUACUGCAAAAUUUCUUCAGUUUAAAUCAACGAAGAAAUCAUGGGCAACGCCCAGAGGAAGUCACAUUAUUCGAAGCCAAUUUCUUCUUCGGGAAGCGGUACGAAGAAGGUACACUGGGAAGGUCCAGGUUUACCAGCAUCGCCAGGAAAGCCAAUACUGAUACCAGGCACGGAGGAAACACAACCAGAUGUAGUCAGUAUCAGAUGGGAACGAUCAACAAGUAAUGGAGGAUCGGCUAUUAUUGGCUAUCUUGUUGAACAUCGAAAAUUGGGUUCACCAAAUUGGAUUCGUUCAACGCCAGUUCUUUGUAAAUUUUCCGAAGUCACAUUGAGUGGUCUUGAACCAGGAUGGCGUUAUCAAUUUCGUAUUCGUGCCCAGAAUGCCCUGGGACUAUCGGAACCAAGUGAAAUUUCCGAUCCACUCACUGUCACUCUCCAACGUGCCAUUGCCUCAUCGCCUUAUUUUGAUAUUGAAUUAAAAGACACAACUUCACUUGAAAACGAGCAGGCGGAAUUUGAAGUCCAAUAUUCCGGAGUGCCAUCACCAAAGAUUGCUUGGUUUAAGGAUGGUUUUGAAAUAUUUAGCAGUCGACGAACGAGAAUUGUGACAGAAAAUGGAAAAAGUGUUCUGCUGAUUCAUCGAACGGCAAUUGAUGAUGAGGGUGAAAUUAAAUGCACUGCGACCAAUCGCGCUGGACAUGUGAGCACAAAAGCGAGACUCAUGCUCGAAGCUCCACCGAGAAUACGACUCCCCCGACAAUAUGAGGACGGACUUCUAUUCGAGCAAGACGAAACAAUUCGAUUGAAGAUAACACUCGCUGGUCGUCCACCGCCUGAUGUCACAUGGUAUCACGAUGGUGAUACAAUAAACAAAGACGAGAGACACAUUUUCGAGUCAAUGGACGGUGAGAGUGUGCUGAAGAUACCUGACGCUAAGAGAAAAGAUCGUGGCGAGUACAGUGUGAAGGUGACGAAUAAAUUAGGUGAAGACAUCGCUUCAUUUUUAGUCACCGUAACAGAUCGACCUUCGGCACCGGGCAAGGCCACGGUCGCAAUGACCUUGGGAAGGUCCGUCACACUCAAGUGGAUGGAGCCGGAAGACGAUGGCGGUUGCAAAAUUGGUACAUAUAUCGUUGAAUACUAUCGAGUCGGUUGGGAUAUGUGGCUCAAAGCUGCGACAUGUCGACAGACAACGACAACAUUGAGCGAACUUAUCGAGGGCUCGGAAUAUCGUUUUCGCAUUAAGGCGGAAAAUCCUUAUGGUGUCAGUGAUCCCAGUGAGGAGAGUGACGUUGUCUUCAUUCCAGAUCUGAAGCGGGGAAUUACAGGGCCUCUGAGCAACAAAUCACAGAGUCAUCGAGAAAUUCACAGAGGACGAAGCGAAAGACGAGAAGUGAGUUUCGUUGAACCUUCGCAAAGAACCAGGAGUUUGACUCGCGAAGAAAAUUAUUCAAGGGGAGAUCCUGUUGAACGUUCUCUGUCAUCACAACGUCUCAGCUCAGGAAGAUCAUCGAGAUCCGACAGCAGAGUGACCUUUGCUCUGGACGUUGUUGAUCAUUCCGAGGAAAUGCAGAAGAAAAAUGAUCAAGUAAAGGUGUCAGAUGUUCAUGAGAAGAGGAAAGAACCCACAGCAACAACAAUAAUUGUCACUCCAACGUUUGACGAUUCGGGAGGAGAAUCUCCAGUUCCUCAGCCAAGAUCACGAUCGAUUGGAGGGACCACAAAGACUCCAGCCCCACCUAAGCCACCGAGAGCUCAUGAUCCUAGGAGUCAGGUACCGACUUCACCGGAUCGCACUCAUUUGAGUCCACCCAGAACUCCAGUUUCCACUUUGAGAAAAGAACAACAUUUCACUGAUUUAUCGGCUCAGGGUGAUUCAGCAUUUUUGGAUGUUAAACGAAAACAAUUCGCUAGAACUGAACCUGCCUCAUUUGCUGAUGAUGAUGAAAAUGCUCUGCAUGGUAGUUCGGAAUUUGUUCUUGUUCUCUAUCCCGAUGAUCGGGACUCUCAACAGGAGCUUGAUCGCCAUUCACAGACGGAAAUUGAUUUUUCAGGUCGACCAAGAUCGAGAACAAUGGGAAAUGAAGAAGACGAUUUGGUUCCACCACCAAAGUCUAUUUCACUUCCGGAAUUAUUCAGAAUUGAUCAUCAAUUCGUGGAGACAAUGCGCGAGGCUGUCAGUUCAACAGAACUACUUCACGAACGUGCCAUGGAAAGAUUCUAUCGUGCAGUUGCUGUCGACGAAGCUAAACGACAAAUUCCCCAAGAGAUCGAUAACAGUGAUCUAAAGACUGACCCAACAAACGAUACUCUCGAAAAAUAUCCCCUCUUCGAGCAAAGAAUAUCCCUACGAAAGAAAGUUCCAGCUCAUUCAUCGCUCUGGCAAACUAAACGCGAUCGCAGAAGAUGCAGUGACAGUCAAACCGACACUUUACGCGUUCCCACCAAACUAAUACCCGGAGUUUUGGAAGACGUUGCUUCCGAUCCUAAUUUAUCGUCCCUAGAACCAAAGAUGGAUCAUUGGGGUAGUCAACAACUGGAUUCGGAAAAUUCCCCAAUCGACGAGAUGAAUAGGUUUUCGGGAAAAGUAAGAACACAAUACUCAGGUCAAGAUGACUAUCCAGAAGAGGUUGGAAUUGGUGAAUACUCCGAAGAAGUCGAUCGAGUGGAUUCCGAACCUAUUGAUCCAGAAGUUGAUCAAACGGAAUAUUUUGAUGAAAUAGAUCAAAAGGAGUAUUCGGAAGUGACAGAAGUCGACAAUUCCGAACCUCUGCGAAGGUGGCAUGAUUAUUCAUCAGAAAAUACGUUCACUCCGAUAAUGAUCGAAGAGCCUCAGGAGAAAAAAAUCGAAACAACUUGGCAGCAGAAACAAUACGAGGAAGUAACCGAGACAAUGAGUGUCGAAACUUCCAUCGAAUCAUCCGAAGAAGAAAGUAGUGACGAAGAUCUCCGACUAUUCAGAGCAAGAAUUUUGGCAAUUCCAGUCGAAAACGAGGAGGACACCUACCAUCCCAGGGGAAAUCCAGUUCGUCACGUCAGUCCAGAAAAAACAGCACAACCACCAAUUCCCUCACACAGAGUUCAGGUAAUCGAACCAACUCCCGAAAGUAUUCGCCAAUCAAUUCCAUCGCCACCAAUGUCGCCCGUCACCAUAGUUCCAAAAUCAAUUCUCAAAAAGCGAGUCGAACCCGACUCGGUACCAGUGAACCAAUUCGGCAGACCGGUACCACCGGAGAAACCAAUCGAAACCGAUGUCAAAAAGUUACCGGACGAACCAAGAACCAAAAAUACAAGUGAUUUCACUGGUACAUCCGCUCCUGAAAUGGUUUCAGGUGAAAUGUCACUAUCGGCCAUUGACAACGAGAACGUCCUCUCAGCGGCCGAAGUCGCGCAAAACAGACGACGACAAUUGAAGCAAAUGUCCAAAAGUUCGAUUACAUCAUCAGACAAUGAGGAGGAGCGCUUCGAACAAAGAAUGGCCGUCGUCAGUCACUACACCGAAAUUGUUAAUCAAUUCUCCCAAACACAUAAACCAUUCCCUCCCCAGAAAAGAGUUCCAACCCCCACCUUUUCCCGAACGGAAAAAAUAAAUCCCGAAGAAAUUGUAAAAUCGUUGUCGAUUCCACCCACGAGGGUCGAUUAUUCCUCAGACGAAAGAUCGAGUGAUUCCCAAAACUAUAGAGACAGGAAUCUUAAUCAAGAGUUCAACCAAAGAUCAGGUACUUUUAGUCCGACUCGAACGGAAACACGACGCGCUAGAUCACGUGCCGACGAAAUUCCCGCGCCAAGAUCAAGAAAUGUUUCCACCGACAGGGCUGCAUCGUCCAGAUCAUCAUCCAAGACGAGAAGAGGUGAAAAUUCCAAACCAAGAUCGAGAAAUGUCUCCAGCGAGAGAGGAGGCGGAUCAUCGAGAUCGUCAUCAAAGACACGAAAUGAUCAGUCUAGUCAUCAAAAUCAGUCGUCCAAAUAUCAAUCCAGUAGUCGUACAUCGUCGAGAUCGAAUUCUCGUGAUCGUUCACGUGCUCAAACACCAACCGAGGCGAAAAUGGAACGAUUGCAAAGUCAAAGUGGUGGUAGGAGGCAACGAUCGAGGCGAAUAUCAACCCACGAGAGAUAUGAUUUUAUUGAUCCUCACACAAAAUAUUUACUAGAAAUUCAAGCCGAACGGAAUGUUAGAUCGAAUUUCAGUUUUGUGACGGACGUGAUUUUAUUGUUGGCCGCUGUGUAUGUUUAUAUUUUUAAGGAGGCAAUUUUCGCUAUUCCCAUUAUUGGACUGAUUCUUUAUCGGCGAAUUCAACAAGGAAUUUGUGAUUUAAUUCCUAAAUGGUUGCGUGGUCCUAGACGUUAAGUUUCCAAAAAAGGGAGAUGAAAAUAAACAAAAAAACAAUGAACAAAUGAGUGAAAUUGAAUAAUUGAGUCUUCUGGACAUUGAAUGUAAUUUAGGAAAAUAAUUUUUUGAAAUACGAAUGAAAAUAAGGGUGAAAUAAUUCGAAAAGAGAAUUACGAAUUCGAAUUCGAAUCAAAUAUAAGGAAUUAAAAAAAAAGGACGCGAGUCUGUAUGAAUUGCUAAAGCGUCUGGGUUCCAGUUCUAAUUAUAAUUCCAAUUCUAAUUCCAGUUCCAAUUCCAGUUUCAGUUCUAAUUUUAAUUCCAAUUCUAAUUUCAGUUUCAAUUCUAAGUUUGAUUCCAAUUCUAAUUCCAGUUCCAAUUCUAGUUUCAAUUCUAAUUUUAAUUUAAAUUCUAUUGCCAGUUCCAAUUCUAGUUCCAAUUCUAAUUUUAAUUCCAAUUCAA